Messenger RNA from Pomacea canaliculata, 2883 nucleotides. RefSeq lists its product as uncharacterized. NCBI's taxonomy places the organism in Eukaryota, Metazoa, Mollusca, Gastropoda, Architaenioglossa, Ampullariidae. The record is from RefSeq and is a predicted model, not a curated record. The transcript has 6 exons. Bases 236 to 1744 code for a protein of 502 amino acids. Gene Ontology annotation, biological process: hyaluronan metabolic process. Gene Ontology annotation, molecular function: serine-type endopeptidase inhibitor activity.
UAAGUUGCUAUUAGCACCUGCAUGUGUGAGGGGUCAGGGGUCAUCAGCUAUCACUCGUCUGCAGAGCGUGCUGUGGGCUGUGCAGUUCUCUCGGCACCAGGCUCUCUGUCAUUACGGAGGGAGCAUCCUAAGGCCGUGCACGCGAGGGGGGAGCAGGCUGAGUGAACAGCCGGUGAAAAGGUCCUUAGGGAGCGCCGCAGCCCUGCUGUCGGUUGUUGUGGAGGCGAGGAUGUAGAUGCAAGACGUCAAGAAAUGUCCGUUGGUGUGGCUGGGCCUAACAGCUUCUCCCCCCGCCAUGCGGCCAGCAUCUGAGUCGUCGUCACGGCCUGGUGGCUCCGGGUGGGCGGCUGUCGUCUGCUGCCUGGCGCUGGUCCUGCCUCUCCUGGUGCGAGCUGACAGCGGACUUGCAAGUGCGUGCCACGGCAAACCGUGUACAGACGGAGAGGUCUUGGCAAGCCAGCAAGAUGGCGCUGUGCAGUUCACAAGUUUUUCCACGUGCGUUGAUGGCGACCCGGACUUCAUCGUGGGCGUGCAAGGCAUGCAGCAGCCGCUGUGUUUCCGCUUGGAGGGACAGCCUGGCCAGGUGAUCAGACUUCUACAGGAUCCGGACACAGGUGUGGUGGUCAAUGCUCAAAUCACACAGCCUGUACCCGGUUUGAAGAAGACGUACCUGGGAGCUGUUCUCAUUUCAAGGCGGAAUUUCCAGGUAGUGGCACGACUCGGCCACAUCGCCGUGAACAGCUACAAGUUCUUGUGGGGGCCGACCUCGGCCCGCCUGGUGCACGGGCAUCGUAUUCUCAUCGCCCCCACACUCAUGGCCCUCACUCUACGUCACCGUAACGUCACGCUGGUGGUCAAGAGGCACAUGCCCGAAGAGGACGUGAGUGACGCACAGAUCUUCGACGCCAACGACGACAAAGAUGAUGACGAUUAUCACGAUGACGUAGAAGAAAAGUUCACUGCGCCGAGUGACGUUCUUUCAGCUGCAAACGCCUCCUCCAAUCGGGACAGUCUCCGCUACCGACGUCAGCGUCGCCAGGGUAACGUCCGGGGCGCAGCACCAAAAAACACAGGUCAAGGCAGAAAAAAGAGCACUGAAGGUCACAAAGGUCGUAGGGGUGGCAGAAAGGUCGGAGGGCGCAAGAGUCAGCAAGGACGACAAAAAAACAAUGAUGUCACUUCACCUGCUGCUGUCCCUGCUGUGAAGACGAUGCCAACGACGAUGAAACCCACUAGGACGAGGUCGAGAGCGACAGACAAGGACGCGAUGGUGGCCUCCCCAGGACCGACGAAGACAGCGAGGAGUCGUCAGACACAGUCCACUCCAGCACCCAAGGGCAACAGGACUCAGUCACGUGACGCACAGCGACGAUCUCUUGUUGGCCGCCAGCAGGACAACGUCGCCUAUAUGGGCUUCUACGUCACAGAUGCACGCGACCUGUCACCGGAUACACAUGGGUUGCUGGGUCAGUUUCUGCACAAAACCGUCACAAUCCAGCGAGUUCGCAGGAAAGCCGGUGGCAGGGUCAAGGCCAUGCUCCUUGUGGGCACGUCACAGCGUCACGUGAUAAAAGCUAGUCUGCGCACGCGCACAAACUUGGUGCUGAACUCAAGCAGCACGUGCUGGUGGGUCAAGGAGGGAGGUGACGGGGCUGUAGACGGCGACUACGACGACUACCUGGUCCCCACCUUGAGUUCUACUCACCCCCUCCCCUUGCCCCCACCACCUGACCCCUCCAAAUGACGUCACUGGCCAGAAAACUUCCGCCUCACCUCAGGAUUACCGGCCCUUGAGCACCCGCCAACCACCAGCAAACCCGCGGCACCGGGCUGUAGCUACAAGACCCAUUCCACAGACUCCGAGCCUUGAGGGAGUCGCUGGAGUCGCCUGCCCCUCGCUCGCUCCAGUAGAGAGACUGCAGUCCCUGUGUCCCUGUCCUCCCGGUGUUGGCAGUACGACAGCUCCAUUCCAGUUCUUUCCAGUUUCCCAAACAUAGAGGGCGGCUUUUGCAUGCUGGCACUGUUCCGGGUGGCUUGGGAUAGCGUCUUGGGGUACAUGUGUUGACCCAAAGGUCAAAUAUACAGAGUUUAGCGACAGGUACCCCAUCACAGCGGCUGACAGAUGUCAAUGAGCAGUACUGCGUCAGUUGUCAAGAAUUUCUAAACCUAUCCUAAGAAAGAUUUUUCCAGAUCUUUAAUAUAUAGCUGUACAAGGGGUACGAUCUCUUCAAAGUGUAAUAUUCUUUAUAGAAACAGCAUUUUUCAGAAUAUUUAUCAAAAGCAAACAAUUAUUUUUCAAGUUAUUCAAAACACUCUUCCAUCACCUCCCACGCGACGGUGCCACGUGAUCAUGCGUCGUGAGCUGUCGGUAGUCAAUAACCUGUGGAAGUUUUCUGGCCCUUGACCUUUGCACUUACAGUGUGUGGACGUGUAAUAUGUUGUUGUUGUUGUUUAGGUGGUGAUGUGUGUUAGUGUGAACGUGUAAUGGGCUGCUCUGCUCUAGGUGAUAUUGAGAAUGCCGAUGCUGAAUGUUUCAUGCUUCAUGGUUCCAGUGAGGUCUCAGACUAUCCCAUGUCUUAGAGUUAUCUCCCUUACUCACGGCAGGUGUCGGUAUUGUGCAUUAUUUUGACAAUAAUUCUGUGUGCAUUUUGUUGCCAAACUAAUUUAAAUUGUAUAUAAUCUUGUUGACACUUUGGUCACGUAGCCAACCAAUGAUUACUAUUUAUCAGUUUUGUUACAUCCUUUCAACCUUUCAAGUCCUUCGUCAUCGCUUUCCGCCAACAGCCGCCGUGACGUGACCUCAUUCAGUCUGUAACAAACACUGAUGUCUGGCACUCCAACACAGUCUUACACACUUGUACACAAUAAACGUGACGAACUGUC